This is a messenger RNA of Fonsecaea erecta, 615 nucleotides long. RefSeq lists its product as hypothetical. Lineage: Eukaryota; Fungi; Ascomycota; Eurotiomycetes; Chaetothyriales; Herpotrichiellaceae. The record is from RefSeq and is a predicted model, not a curated record. The transcript has 2 exons. Bases 1 to 615 code for a protein of 204 amino acids. Gene Ontology annotation, biological process: cellular response to oxidative stress.
AUGUCGUCAGGGGCCUUUUUGGAAGCGGUCAAGUCCCGCCGCACCUACUAUGCUCUGUCGAGUGAAUCUCCAAUUCCCGACUCCAAAAUCCAUGAAAUCGUCAAUGAAACUGUCACGCACGCGCCUAGCUCCUUUAACUCACAGUCAACCCGCGUGGUUGUCCUGCUGAACGAGGAGCACAAGAAACUGUGGGGCGACAUUGUGAUCCCCGUCGUCAAGUCGGUGGCGCCGGCCGAGGCGUGGCCUGCUUCGGAGAAGAAGCUCGAGGGAUUCAAGGCGGCGUACGGCACCAUCUUGUUCUACGAAGAGCCCAAGGACGUCGCCCAAUUGCAGGAAAAAUUCCCGCUCUAUGCCGACAAGUUCCCUCAAUGGAGUGAGCACACCAAUGCCAUACAUCAAUAUAUUUUAUGGACCGCGUUGGAAAAGGAAGGCUUUGGCGCGAACCUGCAGCACUACAACCCCUUGAUCGACGAGAAGAUCGCGGCGACCUGGAACGUCCCUAACAACUGGAGCUUGAAGGCCCAACUGGUCUUUGGCAAGCCCGCUGCCGACCCCUACCCGAAGACUUUCAAGCCGCUCGAAGAACGAGUGUUUGUCCACGGGGCUAAGGAAUAA